CGGGCCUAGCCGGGCGCGGAGCCUGAGCCUAGCGUGAGGCCGGUGGCCGGCGGGGCGCGAUGUGGCUGCUCCUGCGGGGCUUAGUGGCGCGGCGGGCCGCCCUGCGACUCAUCGGAGGCGCUUUCCGGAGCGGCGGCGGCGGCGGACCUCGCGCUGGGUGGCCCUUGUGGCGGCUGGGCGUGGGGCUGGGCCUGGCGGUGACCGCCGUAGCCCGGCCGGAGGGGGACAACGAGGAGCGGCCGCCCAGAGAAGCGGCCUUCCGGCGCGCCGUCGCCCGGAGCAGGGACCUCCUCCAGCGGCUAAAGGACCAAAUGGGGGUCCCCGGCGUGGUGGUCGGCGUGUCCGUGGACGGGAAAGAGGCCUGGUCGGAAGGUAUAGGUUACGCUGACCUGGAAAACCGUGUGCUCUGCAGUCCAGAGACUGUCCUACGAAUUGCCAGCAUUAGCAAAUCUCUGACCAUGGUUGCUGUUGCAAAGCUGUGGGAAGACGGGAAGCUGGAUUUAGAUGCUGCUGUGCAGAAAUAUGUUCCGGAAUUUCCUGAAAAAGAAUAUGAAGGUGAAAAGGUCACUAUUACCUCAAGGCUGCUUGUAUCACAUUUAAGCGGUAUUCGCCACUAUGAGAAGGAUAUUUCUAAAGUCAAAGAAGAAAAAGAAAAGGCCAACAGAAAAGCCACAAGGACUGCAGCUUCUGCUGCGAAAGAGAAAGAAGACAAAGACACUGAAAAGAGGGACUUGGCCAAAGGCAAGCCAGAACAGGAAGGCAAACAUGCGAAGAGUGGAAGGAAGAAAAGGGAGUUUGAGCACGAAGAGUAUUAUUUGAAGGACAAAUUUGAGCAUGUGAUUGACUCACUGAGCAUCUUUCAAAAUGAUCCUUUAUUCUUUAAACCAGGUAGCCAGUUUUUGUAUUCGACUCACGGGUUCACUCUCCUGAGCGCUGUGGUGGAGAGAGCUUCAGAUCAGAAGUUCACCGACUACAUGCUGAAGAUAUUUAGUGACUUGGACAUGGGAUCCACGGGGUUGGAUGAGAAUGAGCCUCUGAUAUACAACAGGGCAAGGUUUUAUAUUCACAACCAAAAAGGCCACCUUGUCAACGCCCCCUAUGUGGAUAACUCUUACAAGUGGGCUGGGGGUGGCUUCGUGUCCACCGUGGGUGACCUUCUCAAAUUUGGAAAUGCCAUGCUCUACAGUUACCAGCUUGGACAGGUGAAGGAUCCAGCGACUGAGCUUCUUCCUGGUUAUCUCAAGCCCGAGACGAUAGCAGCGAUGUGGACCCCAGUCCCAAGCACAAGAGUCUCCCAGGAGAGCGACUGGGCCUAUGGGAUGGCCUGGGCCAUUGUAGAGAAGAAACAGGAAUGCGGCCACUGCAAAGAGCAGCGACACUAUGCCUUCCACACCGGCGGGGCGGUGGGAGCAAGCAGCGUCCUGCUCAUCCUUCCAGAAGAAUUGAGCUCUGGGGCACCCAGCGGUAGCUGCCUGGCCCCACCCCGUGGCGUGGUCGUCACAAUUAUUUGUAACAUGCAGUCCGUUCACCUUGACGGCAUUGCCUUAAAAAUUGCUAAGGAAUUUGAAAAGGACAGGUUAGCACAACGCUCUGAUCAACGGUUGGAGAGGAAAUAUGGAAGCUUGAAUGAUUACAAGCCUCUGUAGCCCAGGCGGCCUGCCCCUCCCUCCCCCCCCUCUCGCUCUUUAAGUGGCUAGUGCAGCAUUAGGUCUGAUCGCUGGUGGGAUAAGCAGUCCUUCAUUAAGGGGGCAGGAACGGACAGUUUUUCUGAUUCAAGUAACCAAGUACAUGUGCCAAUCGGACUGUGUGCCUCCCCUUCUGCAAAUUAUGAAGCACGGUGUGGAUGCUUGGAAACCUCUUUGCUCUCUUAGCUAAAAGGCAGAGAGUCUUCGCUUUCAAAAUGGGAAUGGGGAGUUUUGUACUGCAGUGAAGAAGUUUUGCUCUUGGAGAAUUGCAGUCCUGAACAGAGAGGUGAUCUCAUCUGGCAAGGUUUGGAGCUCCAGGGGCCUUUGCAAGGGUGAUCCCACCUGGAAGACAUCUUCAACCAAACAGUGAAUAAAGCUGCUUCCCCUCACGGCUAAGGCACUCGCUGAUGGAGGCCGCUCCAGCAAUAUGCAGAAUCGAUGCAGAAAACCACACUGCCAACUCCAUGGAAUCGGCUGUCCGAGGUAACUUCAAGCCUCAGAGCAGGUGCCGGCAUUAGAAUUCUGCUUGGCGGGUUACUAUUUUUUUAAUAACUUGCUGCCAGCUUAGGCAACAGAUUGUGACCAUCUAAUAUUGGGUUCCCUUUUCUCAAAAACAGACAAUAAAAACAAGUGUUUUAAAAAAUUUCCGGGCUGUUUACAAAGGCUGCAAUUUUAUAUGUGUCAAGCUCUGCUAAGGGGACUGUUGAGCAGACAGGUAAAUGCAAGUUAAAGACCU
Pseudonaja textilis is the source of this 2421-nucleotide messenger RNA. RefSeq names its product lactamase beta (gene LACTB). Gene Ontology annotation, cellular component: mitochondrion. Gene Ontology annotation, biological process: proteolysis; regulation of lipid metabolic process. Gene Ontology annotation, molecular function: peptidase activity. NCBI's taxonomy places the organism in Eukaryota, Metazoa, Chordata, Lepidosauria, Squamata, Elapidae. The record is from RefSeq and is a predicted model, not a curated record.